ACAACAUUGCGCUGCAGGGAUGCCGUAGUCGCGCAUCAGGCGGGCGGCCGAUCGUAGUGUGUGUAUAUAUGAUCAGCGGUGGUCGCGCGCUUGAGGUGGAAAAAUGGCGGACGAAAACGAGGAUCAAUGGUUGUACGGCGAUUCUGCGGACGCUAAAGACGGAUUCCCGGAGAAUUCGGAUAGUCAACCGCCGGAGAACGAUGCCCCUUACGACAACCAGGAAGAAUCCUAUCAGCAGAACGAAAACAGCCAGGAGGAGACGGAAAACGAGCCGCCCGGAACCCAAGAGCAAACGAAGGACCCUGUACCUGCAGAGAGUUUUGAUGGAGAUAACGAGCAAACACAGCCGAAUAAUCAGGACGACGAGGAGGAUUCCAUGACGAAUCAAACGAAGGAGAACGGCACGAACGAUGAUCAGAAUCAGGAUGACGGAGACGCUGCCUCGGACUCGGAAUCCGACGACGAUGUGCACGUCGUUAUCGGGGACAUCAAAUCGACGCCAGCGCAGUACAGUAAUCUCAACAUCAAGCGCACCGGCUUGCUUACUGCUGCCAGUGGUGCACAGGAAAAGCUGAAACCGCAGACGGGAAAGUUCAGCAUAGAUGAGUUCGAAACCAUCGGAGUGAUCAAUGGCAUUCCAGCACACGAGUAUAAUCUCGACCAGCUGGAAGACAAGCCGUGGAGGCAGCCUGGAGCGGAUAUCACAGACUACUUUAACUAUGGUUUUAACGAAGAAACUUGGAGGGCUUACUGCGAGAGGCAGAAGCGCAUGAGAAGUGAAUCCGGAGUGGGACUUAUAUUGAAUGCUGGUGGACCGAGCGGUCCUGGAAAUGUGGCCAAUCCAGGUUCUAGAGUGCCACAGGUCACGAUCACUAACUACAAUAGCAAGUAUUCUGGCAUCGUUGGACCAAAAAGAGCAGGACCCCCGCCAGGUCGUAAAAUGGCAGGAACCAUAGAUGUUAUUGGCAGCACAGGACUGGGAUCCAGGAGAAACCUGGAAAAAUCGCCACCCAAAGAAAAUGUGAUCCAAGUGAUGACCGCGGAUAGGCGAGAAUAUUCACGCAAGCCGCCUGGACCUGCAUUUCCUGAUAUGUCAGUGCCGCCUCCAGGACCAGUGGUACCACCAACCUUUGACAUGCCACCUCCUGGUUAUCAGGAACCACCAGCGCCAUACUUCAUGCCAGAGCCCGAUCCUUAUUAUCACAGCUACGAACCAACGCAGGACAGGCAAUGGGGUGGUGAUCCUACAUGGCAGCCUACGAACGUCAACAUAUCCUUGACAGGUGACGAUGUCAAAGACGGGCCCAAGUCCAUUCCGGCGAUGGUACCUCCGUCUAUGCCACAAAUGAUGCGAGAUAACAGGGAUAGGGACAGGGACAGAGACAGGGACAGAGAGCGAGGUCGGGAUCGCGAUCGCGAAAAGGAGUCCCGAAGGGAAGAUCCGGAGUUCUCGGUAAGAGAGGAAGAUCGAGAUCGAGAGAGGUCGCGAUCACAAUAUAAGCACAAGGAGAGUCGGCACCGUCAUCGAUCCAGAUCGCGAUCGCGACGACACAAAUCGCGGUCGAGGAGUCCCUCUCGACGCAAAAAGAAAUCUCGAAGAUCUGAACGAGAAAGAUCGAAAGAAGAAAGUGAAUGAUUAAAUGAUUAAUGAUAAAUGUUAGUAAAGUAAUUUACAUCGGUAAUUUUGUAAACAUACCCCCGAAGUUUCGUAUAUAUUUUCAUUAAUUUUCGUAUAUAAACAUUUACAACAUUUUUAAUAAAUUAAAUAAUAAACUUUUGGCUUGCUAUACGCGGAUUACCACAUCCUGUAAAUACACAGAAAUUUUAAAAGCAACAAUCUUAAUUCUGGUCCAAUAAAGCCAUUUGGACACAAAAAGUA
Molecule: messenger RNA, 1879 nt
Organism: Nasonia vitripennis (jewel wasp)
Lineage: Eukaryota; Metazoa; Arthropoda; Insecta; Hymenoptera; Pteromalidae
Gene: Fip1
Product: pre-mRNA 3'-end-processing factor FIP1
Exons: 4
Coding region: 104-1636 (510 amino acids)
Cellular component (GO): mRNA cleavage and polyadenylation specificity factor complex
Molecular function (GO): RNA binding
Source: RefSeq, a predicted model, not a curated record